This is a messenger RNA of Rosa rugosa (rugosa rose), 962 nucleotides long. RefSeq lists its product as uncharacterized. The record is from RefSeq and is a predicted model, not a curated record. Lineage: Eukaryota; Viridiplantae; Streptophyta; Magnoliopsida; Rosales; Rosaceae. The transcript is spliced from 5 exons. Bases 98 to 553 code for a protein of 151 amino acids.
GUUUCAAUUUUCAAAGUUCUGGACCCAAAAACAAAAACGAAAACGGUCGGCGUUUUCUGAUCUGAAUCGGAGCCGGAACAGCGAGAGCACGACGGAAAUGGCCAAGGACAGAGCAGAAGAGUUAAGCGAAGACGAAAAGAGGGCCUUAAGAGGCAGCAAAUUCGCUCCCCUCCCAUCUUUACCGCCUCCUCGAUCCCAACCCAGGUUGGCUCAUCCAGGGGGUCCGUUGACGACGAACAAGGCGGCGGCGUUGGCGAAAUUUCUAGAAAGAAAGCUGCAGGAUCCGGAUGGAUUGGGCACCAUGAAUCCACAGCUAGUUGAACGCGCUGUUCAGAACGCAAAACGCACCGUUUUCGCAAGUGCAGCUUCUAAUUCUCAAGGAAGAAUACGACAUGUCAACUCCUUCGGUGACUCUGAGUCUGAGGACCCUCUUCAGCAAGAAGAAGAAGAAAAUGUGGGAAACUCUGAGCCCAAAAAGAAUAAAAAGAAUAAGAAGAAGAAGAAGAAGAACAAGCAAAAGGUUGCUAGUGAGAAGUUUGCCAUUGAUGGAUAGUGGAGGACAUUGGGGGUGCUGUGGUAAAAAAGCCGAAGAAGAAGAAGUUAAAAUUGUGAUUGGAAGAGAUUGUGAUAUACUAUUGGUGCCUGGAAUUGGAUAGAGGCUUCAAAAAGCUAACAAGUGUGGAGUACUGGAGUUGAUGGCUUGUGUACCACAUCAUUAUUGCCGGUACAAGCUACAGAAAAGCAUAUGAAUUCCAUAGGAUUGUAGUACACUUGGCCAUUAGAACCAAUGUCUGUACAUUCUCAUUUGAGACGUGAUUUUUCUUGUUUCUCAUUUAGAUGUUGACAAGUGUUCCUCAUGUUUGUGCUGGUAGAAUUUGAUCUUUUUAUUUUUUUGGGCAGUUAAUUCAAUUGAUCUCUGAGCACUUGCUAGAAAUGUUUGCAAGUGUUCGUUCAUUUCUCUA